UCCAAAGGAACAGCGGUCUCCUCCACCGUCCCCUCUACCUCUCUCCAGGCCUCAAGACUGCUUGGCCAGUACAGCUGCCUCAUCCUGAAAGAAAGGACUUCAGACAUCUUUCUAGAGCUAGUCAUGGCACAUGAUGCAGAGACCUCCGUGGUCAAGUUCAAGAAUCAGGACUUCAGGACCUUACGGGAUCAUUGCCUGAGGAGGGGUCAGCUGUUUAUAGAUGAUACAUUCCCUGCUGCGGCAUCUUCCAUAGGCGAGAAGCUGCUCAGGGGGAAGCACCUUUCAAAAUUGGAGUGGAAACGACCAACUUCAAAGGAUUUACCCUUCUACCCCCCUCACUUCAUUCUGGAAGGUGCAAGCAGAUUUGACAUCCACCAAGGAAUAGCAGGAGACUGCUGGUUCUUGGCCGCACUGGGCUCCCUGACCCAGGACCCGCAAUGUCUGCAGAAGAUCCUGAUGGACCAAAGUUAUUCGCACCAGUAUGCUGGGAUUUUCCAGUUCCGGUUCUGGCAGUGUGGCCAGUGGGUGGAAGUAGUGAUAGAUGACCGAUUGCCCGUCAUAGGUGAUAACUUCCUCUUUGUGCAUCCUCGAGGAAACAACAAGGAAUUUUGGCCCUGCCUGAUGGAGAAAGCCUAUGCCAAGCUACUUGGCUCCUAUUCCCAAUUACACUAUGGCUACCUUCCUGAUGCCCUGGUGGACCUCACAGGAGGAGUGGUCACCAUCAUCAACCUGCACUCCUCUCCAUUUGACCUACUGACGACAGUGAAGACCGCAAUCCAAGCAGGCUCAAUGGUGGCCUGUGACACCGAAAAUGGGCUGACAGAAGAGGCCAGAGUGAUGGAGAAUGGACUGGUGAGCCAGCACGCAUACACAGUGACUGGAGCUGAGAAGAUUCAGUACCAGGGGGGCUGGGAAGACAUCAUCCGCCUUUGGAACCCCUGGGGCAAGACAGAAUGGAAAGGACGCUGGAAAGAUGGGUCCAAGGAGUGGAGAGAAACCCAUGACCCACGGAAAAGCCAGCUGUAUGAGAACAAGGAAGAUGGCGAGUUUUGGAUGUCCUGUCAAGAUUUCCAGGAGAACUUCUCCUGCCUGUUCAUAUGUAACCAGAUCCCGAUCACCAUGGAUCAUGGAGUCACACCCAAUGAGAGCUGGCGACAAAUGAGGUUUACAAACCAAGUGAUCUCAAGAAACAGAGCAGGAGGACAUGGGAGGGAUAUGCAGUAUCUCUUUAGUGUUCAAGAGCACACUGCUGGGAAUAAUGUUGUGGUGGCCUUCACAAUCAUGCCACAAAGCCUGAAUACAGAAGAGGAGAGAUUUCCACUACAGUUCCAGGUGUUCAAGGUAAGCAUUUUCCAGAAUGCCCAGGGAAGAUUGCCUCCUGCAUUUUUCUCCCCAUUUAAAAGUGCUGCCCAAGGCACAAAGUAUGUGUCCAAGUGCAACCUCACAAGGUCCUUCCACCUGAAUCCUGGUACCUAUGUAGUGGUUACCACGGCAAACGGAAAAGAAGUGGAAUUCCUACUCCGAAUAUUCCUCAAAAUGCCAGACAAGCACAGGGAUCCAAGCAGCAAUUUCAACCUCAGAGCCCUCAAGGAAAGUCUUCCAGAAAAUGGAUCCCAAAAUAGCAAUUCCUACAGAUACAUGGAUCAGGGGCUGGACAUCGAUGCCACCCAACUUCAGAGCCUUCUCAAUCAGGAGUUCCUAACAGGGCCUCCAGGGGACACUUUCUCCUUGGACCAGUGCCAAAGCAUCAUGGCCCUGAUGGAUCUGAAAGUGAAUGGGCGGCUGGAUCAGGAAGAGUUUGCAAGACUCCGAAGUCGCCUUAUCCACUGCCAGCAUAUUUUCCAGAACAUCCAGAGACGCCCUGGAGUUCUCCUCAGCUCAGACUUAUGGAAGGUCAUAGAGAAUACAGACUUCCUUGUAGGAAUUUUCAUCAGCAGCGAGCUGCUGAGUCUCAUGGCACUCAGGUACAGCGAUAGCUCUGGCCGGGUCAGCUUCCCCACUCUUGUCUGCUUCCUGAUACGGCUGGAAACCAUGGCAAAGGCAUUUCGCAACCUCUCCAAGGAUGGCAAAGGCAUCUACCUGACAGAAACAGAGUGGAUGAACCUGGUCAUGUACAGCUGAGGGGAGAAACCCAGCAGAGGGCCCUGGACCAGGACAUGUUCCUGGUGGUCACUCGAGGAAACGGCUGUCCCCAUGGAGCUGUGCCAAAACCCCUACGGUCUGCAGCUAAACCUG
Molecule: messenger RNA, 2235 nt
Organism: Mus caroli (Ryukyu mouse)
Lineage: Eukaryota; Metazoa; Chordata; Mammalia; Rodentia; Muridae
Gene: Capn13
Product: calpain 13
Biological process (GO): proteolysis
Cellular component (GO): cytoplasm
Molecular function (GO): calcium-dependent cysteine-type endopeptidase activity; calcium ion binding
Source: RefSeq, a predicted model, not a curated record